Molecule: messenger RNA, 615 nt
Organism: Rhagoletis zephyria (snowberry fruit fly)
Lineage: Eukaryota; Metazoa; Arthropoda; Insecta; Diptera; Tephritidae
Source: RefSeq, a predicted model, not a curated record
AUGAGCAGCUCAGUGACCGUUCUGCAAGAGGGCUACAGUCGGUGGAAAGUGAAGGAUAUGUCCAUGUACGCCUGUGGCACUGCCACCCUGGUCCAGUCUGGUGGCAAGAGCAUUCUAGUCGACACAUUGGGACCGUUUGACCGAGACAAACUGGUGAAACUUCUGGCCGACCGUAAGCUUCAUCCAGACAAUAUCAGCAUUGUAGUGGGCACCCACAACCACACUGACCACAUUGGCAACCUAAAUCUAUUCAUCAAGUGCGACCACUAUGUGGGCGAUCAAAAGUCACGAGGCGAUUACUUUGAGUUUGAUGUCUUCAAAGACCACACCUACAAGGACUUCUACCUGACAGACAAUGUUCGCCUCUUUUCUACACCUGGCCACACAGAGAACUGUGUCUCAGUUGUAGUUGAGAAGGUGGACAAACUGGACACUGUGGGCGUUGUUGGCGACCUGUUUGAAAGCGGCGAAGACGUUAAGGACGAGUCGCUGUGGCUCGAGGCCGGAUCAGUAGAUCCUGAUGAGCAACGGAAAAAUAGAGAAAGAAUUUACUCAUAUUGUGAUUACAUUGUUCCUGGACAUGGAGGAAUGUUCAAAGCUUGUAAACCGAUGUAG